Orcinus orca (killer whale) is the source of this 5914-nucleotide messenger RNA. It is a transcript of the gene SSX2IP, whose product is annotated as SSX family member 2 interacting protein. The transcript has 15 exons. The record is from RefSeq and is a predicted model, not a curated record. NCBI's taxonomy places the organism in Eukaryota, Metazoa, Chordata, Mammalia, Artiodactyla, Delphinidae. Bases 299 to 2158 code for a protein of 619 amino acids.
GGAGGCGGGGCCGCCGGCCCGGGCGCUGCGUGCCGCGGUGCCUGUGCGGGCCCUCGGGGCUGCGCGAGCAGGUCUAGGACGCUGAUCGGUGCGUCUCCGCCGCACCCGGGGGCCGUGACGGACAGGGAACAACUUACUGGUGAAACCUGGAGACGCUGGAGAACUAAAUUCACAGACUGAGAGUAACUGACUUAAAUUACAGUUUUAAAGAGAUGCCUACAUAGAAGAGUGACAGCAGCUGGGCUGAAUGUUUCACUGCUGAACUGGUUCCUCAGGUAUCCUGGCUCUGGCGAUUGCUAUGGGAGAUUGGAUGACUGUUACAGAUCCAGGUCUGUCUUCAGAAAGCAAAUAUAUCUCUCAAUAUACCUCAGAAACAAAGAUGUCUCCAUCAAGUUUAUACUCACAGCAAGUGCUAUGCUCUUCAAUACCUUUAUCAAAAAAUGUGCACAGUUUUUUUAGUGCCUUCUGCACAGAAGAGAAUAUUGAACAAAGUAUUUCAUAUCUUGAUCAGGAAUUGACUACUUUCGGUUUUCCUUCAUUAUAUGAAGAAUCCAAAGGUAAAGAGACAAAGAGAGAAUUAAAUAUAGUUGCUGUUUUAAAUUGUAUGAAUGAGCUACUUGUACUUCAGCGGAAGAACCUUCUAGCUCAGGAAAAUGUGGAAACACAGAAUCUGAAACUGGGAAGCGAUAUGGACCAUCUGCAGAACUGCUAUGCAAAACUUAAGGAGCAGCUGGAAACCUCCAGGAGAGAAAUGAUUGGUCUUCAGGAAAGAGACAGACAGUUACAAUGCAAGAACAGGAAUUUGCAUCAGCUACUGAAAAAUGAGAAAGAUGAGGUGCAGAAAUUACAAAACAUUAUUGCAAGUCGAGCUACUCAAUAUAAUCAUGAUAUGAAGAGAAAAGAGCGUGAAUAUAAUAAACUAAAGGAACGUCUACAUCAACUUGUUAUGAACAAGAAGGAUAAAAAAAUAGCUAUGGAAGUUUUAAAUUACGUGGGGAGAGCUGAUGGAAAAAGAGGCUCCUGGAGGACGGGUAAAACUGAAGCCAGUUUCUUUCUCAGGAACGAAGAUGAAAUGUAUAAAAUUCUCUUGAAUGAUUAUGAAUAUCGUCAGAAACAAAUCCUAAUGGAAAAUGCUGAACUUAAGAAGGUUCUUCAGCAAAUGAAAAAGGAAAUGAUUUCUCUUCUUUCUCCCCAAAAGCAGAAACCUAGAGAAAGAGCAGAUGAUAGUACAGGAACUGUUAUCUCUGAUAUUGAAGAAGAUGCUGGGGAACUGAGUAGAGAGAGUACGUGGGACCUUUCCUGUGAAACUGUGAGAGAGCAGCUUACCAACAGCAUCAGAAAACAGUGGAGAAUUUUGAAAAGUCAUGUAGAAAAACUUGAUAACCAAGUUUCAAAGGUACACCUAGAAGGUUUUAAUGAUGAAGAUGUAAUCUCACGUCAAGACCAUGAACAAGAAACUGAAAAACUUGAGUUAGAAAUUCAACAGUGUAAAGAAAUGAUUAAAACUCAGCAGCAACUUUUACAGCAGCAGCUCGCUACUGCGUGUGAUGAUGACACCACUUCACUGCUCCGAGACUGUUACUUGUUGGAAGAAAAGGAACGCCUCAAAGAAGAAUGGUCCCUAUUUAAGGAGCAAAAGAAGAAUUUCGAGAAAGAAAGACGAAGCUUUACAGAAGCAGCUAUUCGCCUAGGAUUGGAGAGAAAGGCAUUUGAAGAAGAAAGAGCCAGUUGGUUAAAGCAACAGUUUCUAAAUAUGACUACCUUUGACCACCAGAACUCAGAAAAUGUGAAACUUUUCAGUGCCUUCUCAGGAAGUUCUGAUCGGGACAACCCUACAGUACACUCGAGGCCACGGCAAAAGAAGCCUCACGGUGCGCCUAGUGGGUCUCCAGUUUGCACGUCUAAACUUACUAAAUCUCUUCCUGCUUCUCCUUCGACUUCAGACUUUUGCCAGACGCGUUCCUGUGUAUCUGAAUAUAGCAGUUCUAUCAGUGUACUAAAUACAACCCCUGAAGAAUCUAAGCCAAAUCAGGUUGGAAGAGAAUGUACAAAUCAGAAGUGGAGCGUGGCAUCAAGGACUGAUUCACAGGAAGCUUGCUGUAGUGGAUGCUCCUCGACCCACGCAGACGCUCACAUAGAGAAGGAUGACUUACCUUAGACAUGUGAACUGGGAUUUUGUUUUUUUUCAUUAACAUGUUCAUCAAAUUUCACAUCUGAGUUGAAACAGGGUGUGUUAUAAAGUCAAUCAUCUCUAAUAAUUUAAAAUGGUCUGUGUUGUUUGUUUGGGCUUCCCUGUUCCUCCCCCAAAGAGCUAAAAUGUUAAAUCUAUUUAAAAGGAUAUAAAAGCUUUGGAUAUGUAUUUUUAGUAACAGAAGCACCUGGUUCUGUGAAUAAAGGAAUGUAUGAACGUUUGGAUGCAAACAAAGCACUAGAAUGAGUUUCCUCUUAUAGGUAUUAAAAAUAGCACUUUUAGGAAACUGAUUAUUGUAAAUGUUUAAUUUUGUCUCAUAUAUAGUUGGCAUUGGAAGUUUAGCCUUUCCUUGAAUGUAUACUGUAGCUUUUUAACAAAGCAAGUUAUAUAUUUAUUAUGUUUAGUGUGAUUUGAAAUACCCUCUUUCAUAUGUUUUAAAUAAAGUGAAAUUUAUGUAUGUUUUGUACAUAGAUAUACAUGAUUAUGUUAAGAGGCUUUAAGAUUUAAAGAUUUUACACAUCCAUAAUUAUAGUAUUUCAUGCCAAUAAAAUUUUUAUUAGUGAUAUUCUGUUUACAGAUGUAUUAGAGCCAUUGCCACCUUAUGUUUAAGAAUUUUUUGAACCCAUCUGAGCAAUAAAUACUGAAAAGGUAUUCCAUGAAGCCAAGUUCUUUAGAUCAUUAACAUUACUAAUGUUACAUUUUGGAGAUUUCUGUAGCAUUAGGUUCUUUUAAUAUGCAGGAUACUACAAUUUUUCAAAGGAUUAUUGAUUUUAGCAUAAUAGAGGUAAGACAAGAGUACCUUUGGAUGAAACAAUUUAAGAAUAUUGGCUUAGGAUAUUUGGAUGAUAGAAGAUAUUAAGAUAUUUAAGAUGUUUGGAUGGUGAUAUUUUCUCUACCAGAUGGGUACCCAUACCGUAACACCUGUACCAGCAAAGGCUUUGUAUAGUUGCCAGUAAUUCUUUAAUAAUUUUUCAAUGAGAUAUUUACUGAUAAGGAAAUCUGAUAACAUAAAAGCGUCAGAUUUUAUAGUCCAGAUAUGAUACUCUGGACAAACUUGUCAUUUCACUUUCAGGACUGAUUGCAUGAUUCUUCAUGGUUGUUAUUGUUAUUAUUAUUGGUAGUAAGAAUAAUGUAAGUGUGGGCCCAAGCACUUUCCUAGAAUUUUCAUCAGAAAGCUUUAAGUACCUAACUCUAUUUGUCUCUGCAUGUAGAAGCCUACACAGAUCCAGUCCUUGCUGUAGGUGUUGUAGUUUAGGCCCAUCUGCCUUCCCAUUUUCUAGCAGUUUAACCAUUUGUAUUCACUCACCUGGUUGUGGCUGUUCAGUUUAAAUUUGUCAUGUUAAAAAAGUACUUUUGUCGGGCUUCCCUGGUGGCGCAGUGGUUGAGAGUCUGCCUGCCGAUGCAGGGGACACGGGUUCGUGCCCCGGUCUGGGAAGAUCCCACAUGCCGCGGCACGGCUGGGCCCGUGAGCCAUGGCCGCUGAGCCUGCGCAUCCGGAGCCUGUGCUCUGCAGCGGGAGAGGCCACAACAGUGAGAGGCCCAUGUACUGGGGGGAAAAAAAAAAAAAGUACUUUUGUCAUCCACUCACUCACUAUAUAUAUAACUCUUUGGAAUUGCGUAGCAGCAGCCAUUUUUUCAGGGUUAAUAGCAUAUUAUUGAGUAUCUUGUAAGACAUUAGUGAAAGUGCUCAUGAGAAAGUACCACAUUUAUAGUCUCAAAAAGCUGGCUCUUGAGCAAAAGCAAAUUAGUCACCACAUUCAGCUUGGUGCAUGCCCCUUUUUUACCAUUUAAAAAUAUUAGAUAUGAUGCAGAAUUUCAGAAGUAGUACCAUACUCCAAAGGAAGAAACAGCUGCGAUAUCGUUCUUUUGCUAUUGAGCAAUAACGUGAUCAAAGAAAAGCAAUCAAAUUUUCUAAGUAGGCAGUGAUACAUUUGUCAAGAAUUGGGGUUUUCUUUUCAGGGCUUUCCAUGAUAUACUUGGCUAGAAACAGUGUUCUAAUUUUUAGAGUAAUCUCUUUUAGGAAUAUUGCAUUCCACAAUGAUGAAUUUCUACAAAGCAGCAUCAGUUUUUUGGUUUUUUCAUUUUUAAGUUGGUUGAAUUCUCAUAUUGGAGAGAGAAAUUCCCUUGAGACUUACUUUGAAAUCUAAGGUGUGAAAGAAACAGUAAAAUGAAAGCCAGGAUCAUUGUGCUUUUGAUAAAAGAUCUGCCAGUAGUUGUAUGUUUUACUUAACAGCGUAGUUUGCUUUACAUUCCGGCUCCAAUGAUGAUUCCUAGUCACGCUAAACUUCCUAGAAUGUUGAAACGGUUUCCAUGCUGGAUAACUCCUGACUCCACACAUAAAACUCCUGGAUUUUAUUUGCCUUCCCUCUCUAGGUGUUUGCAGUUUACUAGUAAUACAGCCGUGCUGCAGUCUUGCAUUUAGCCAAGAUGAGGUGAGAGAGAACCAUGUUCACUUUUGCUUGAAAGUCUUCCUGACCGUUUUCAGUGUCGUCUUCUUUAUCAGGAUGCAGAUCUGAAACAUUCUGUGCCUUAUUUGUUUUUAUCCAUUUUGAAUUUUCAAAGCAUAAAAGUGGCAAAGAAAAUUUAAGAGAUUUUAUUUCCUACUCUUAAAUUUUUAUAUCUUCAAUUUAUGAUGAGAAACUUAAUAGAAGGACAGUCCUACCAGAAAAUUAAGAUUAAACUUAAUAAAUAGGUACUUUCUUGUAGAAGCAAUGUAUUAAAUGUGUAGAUUCACAGAGCAGUCCAUGGCAAAUUGUUUUCCUCAUGGUAUAAUUAAAAUACUGUCGUUACUUAGAAUUGCAUUUUUCGUACCUUUGCUGACCAGACUUGUUCAUAGGCCUGUGGUAACACUUUUUUGGGGGAAACAUAUUCCAUAGUACAUGGUGAGAAGGAGAGCGCCCUAGAAUCCAGUUUUGACCUGCCCUGGUGGAGCAUUUGAAAACGCCCGGAAUGCCAGGAGAGGUUUUGCAGUGUGUACGCGCGGAACGCUGUGAGCUAGCAAACCCCUUAUGUGAUUGCCCUGUUGUAAAAGUCUUGAACACCUGUUGCCUGAUGUAAAUCAUGUUCUUAUUUCUAGAUUGGAUUUAAACUAAGUAUGGGUCUUGGAAGUCUAGUAAAUAUACUUCUCCCUAUGUUUGUCCUUAAUUUUUUUCAUUCUUUUCAUAAGCAUAUAAAAGUAGCUGCUGUGUGUCAGGGCUUAUUACUACCUUCUAGUUACUGCGGAGGGAAAGACAACUAAGCAUGCUCCCUGCCACUGAGAAUCUCUGGGUUGAGUGGAAGACCAGCUAUAUAAACCUAAAUUGUCAUAAACAAUGGGAGAUGCUGUUCAGACAUUCGGUCUGGUGAUAAAACUUGGACUCGUCGUUCUGCUCCAGGAUCACGUAUCCGUCUCCUAACAGUGAGAGCUUCUAGUUAAAGAGUCUUUGCAUUAUUUCCUAUGGGAAGAACUAUGUAAUUAAUAUAUUACUGUUUUGUUUUUGUUGGGUGUUGGGUUUUGUUUUUGUUUUCUACAAUCAAAAUAACCUGCAAAGCAGCAUUAAGAAUUUCUGCCCACAAGAACAUGUAUUAUUAUCUAAUAGAAAAAGAAUUUACAAAGAUUUGGGCCAUGUAGAUAAGGAUAAUAAGAUAGGUUAUUCUAGUCAUUUCUCUAAAUAUGUUUUUAUCAGGUUGGAUGUAGAUUAAAGUGGAAUGGACUGAUUAAAUUAUUUGAUUUAUAUAAAAAUA